UACCCGCAAAAAGUAAUUAAAAAAUUGGACCAUUGCGCGAUCUAUACAAAGACGGCUGAAACUGCAAAAACGACUAACCGACCGAUUUAUCGAAACUAGGUUAGGCGUCAUCUAUUAAAAAACAGCGGAAACUAGUUGCCGGCUUAUCGAUUGAUCUACUUACCUCUCGUGCUUUCCCUCCGCAAUACUUACUACUUUUUACGUGAUAUAAGGCGUCGUGUUGGUGUGGCCAUUUUCGCCCUACAUACGCAUUUAUUAUAUCUCUGACAACGGUGCUUUACAAUAAGAAAAAAAGUUUCGAUUAAAUGUGGUGUUGCAUCGUGAAAGAGUCGAAGCAUUUGUCGUCAGUUGUUAAUAUUCUGUGCACGAUAAAUAUGGUGACUGUGAUACGAUUUACAUUCGAUUGUUGUGGUUGAUUCAUAACUAUAUAUAACCUUAUGAUGAAAAGACUCGUAAGUCUUGUGAUACUUUUUUGUUUUUACGAUGGAAACGUCACCGGUUUCCGUUGUUUUUCAGAUCACUGUAAACACCUGACCAAUAUUACUACGACGGUUGGAGCACAAUGCUUAUUGACGGUAGUUGAAAAGGGUGAAGAUUGUACCAAAAUCAGGAUCGCCGACGUGAAUCGCAAACCUCCGGAAAAUGCAACGGCAAAAUUUACUUUACGCGCGUACGUGUACAAGGAAGACGACAAGAAAGUAACAGCAUUUAAUUUAAGCAUUACCGACAUAGAUUUCAAUGGUUUGUUUACGCGUUAUCAAAAUUUAAUGGAUGAAAAUCAGUCAGCCUGUAGACACGUACAGCUUUACAAGAAUAAAUCUGACCCUGCUCCGAGGGAAUUAUACGUGUCUUGUCCGUUUGCUGAUAUAGUAUACGAAACUCUUCCUUAUCAGUUAGAAUAUGUUGUUAAUAGAAAUGGGUACAAAUAUAGCAAACAAUACAUUUUCACAGUACCUAGGCAUAAAUAUAUUGAAGAAAACGUAAGCAUAAAGGAAUACGUGCCGUUUGUCUAUAUCGAUAAGACCCAUGAACCGUAUUUUUUGUUGCACGUUCAGCCUUUACCGGAAACGUAUAAUGUAAGCCAAUACAGAAUUUGGUGGAUAAACAAUGACACCAAUUCCGUGUUGUACGCGGGUCUGUUAUCCGCGUCGGACAACGAGGAUAUUACGUAUAAUUUUACCGGUCUUGCUGGUGCAUUUUAUUUCAAAGUUUCUCCCGUACAUUCGGACUGUGGGGAAUAUGGAUGCGCAAACAAUACUACACCCUGCAUCGUUAAACGAAAAACAUCUCAUCGUCUUAUAAUUAUGAUUAUCAGUACGGUGUGGAUACCACCGGUGAUACUGUACGUGCUGUAUCAUCUUUACAAAUUGUAUCAAAAGGUAGCAUUGAAAAGAAGAGAGAAACCAAAGUGUUUAUUGGUAUAUUUACCGAGCCGUCAAUCGCAUAAUAACGUGAUGAUCGAAUUGGCUAAAUAUUUGAGAUAUUGCCAUAUUAACGCUAUGAUAGAUGAACCAGAUUUUACGGAUACUUCAGGAAAAGAUUCAAAAGAAUGGUGUAACGCUGCUUUCCAAAGUGCAAACGUCGUUCUUAUCGUAACGUCUCCGCCAAUUAAGAAACCUGCAGUGUCGACCAUUUGUCAGAACACCGACAGUUAUCUCCUGAGAUUGAUCAAAGAAAAUAUUGGUGAAAAAGGCAAGAGGUAUUAUGUCGUAGACUUACCGUAUUGCAAAUUCGACGAUGUACCCGAGGAAACGAGGCACCUGAAGAGAUUCCGUUUACCGAAGGAGUUACCGAGACUUGUCAAACUUAUUCACGGAAUGGAACGUGUUUUUGGAUGCUUUCCUUCCGUCUGCGACAAAGACUUUUUAGACAGCGUAAAAUUAGCGAAACUAGAAAUACUGAACGAAGAUGAGAGUAUGUCGAAAGAAAAGCCAGAAAUUGAGAAUCAUCCGGUUGAUACACCACUGCUGCCAGAUACUCAGUGGGUGACGAAUAUCGGAGAAUUGAAUUUACUCGGAGAGAGUGGAGAGGAUGAACGCGUGUUCCUUUAUAGAUCCUCGACGAAUCAUGACAACGCAUUUCAUAUAAAUCAAUUGGAUUUGUAACUGCUUCAAGUACCUUGCUUUAGUAACGUGUUCGUGAGUAAAUUUUUUAAGACCUUAAAAUAUUUAUAGCUAUACUGAUUUACUUUAAUAAAUACCGAUGUUUUUUUAUUA
Messenger RNA from Osmia bicornis bicornis, 2216 nucleotides. RefSeq lists its product as uncharacterized. Bases 438 to 2105 code for a protein of 555 amino acids. The transcript has 9 exons. NCBI's taxonomy places the organism in Eukaryota, Metazoa, Arthropoda, Insecta, Hymenoptera, Megachilidae. Gene Ontology annotation, molecular function: interleukin-17 receptor activity. The record is from RefSeq and is a predicted model, not a curated record.